This is a messenger RNA of Penicillium malachiteum, 762 nucleotides long. RefSeq lists its product as uncharacterized. The record is from RefSeq and is a predicted model, not a curated record. The transcript is spliced from 4 exons. The coding region runs from base 1 to 762 and encodes 253 amino acids. Lineage: Eukaryota; Fungi; Ascomycota; Eurotiomycetes; Eurotiales; Aspergillaceae.
AUGGCUUCAUAUUUGAUUACCGGUGCCUCUCGAGGUCUUGGACUGGCAUUGGUCUCUCGAUUGGCAAUGUUACCCCCAACAGAAGUGGGAAAGAUCAUUGCCACUGCACGCUCUGAUAACUCGCCUACAUUGAAGGAGCUCGUGAGUAAUUCACUCGGUCGGGUCGAGUGGGUUAAGUUGGAUGUUUGCGAUCAGAGCAGUAUACUGGCAGCUGCUGGCGAAAUAGACGCCAAAUUAAAAGGCAAAGGACUCGACUACCUUGUGAACAAUGUUGGCACGGCAGAUUGGGGCUCAAAGGGACUCGAGGGAAUGAAUAACAUCGACGAGGUCUUUCAUACUAAUGUUACUUCCACUCACAUGGUGACACAAGCAUUACUCCCUCUUUUGCGCAAAGGGACUAAGAAAACAGUGGCCAAUAUAUCGACUACUGUAGGCUCUUUCGCCAAAGCCAAGGCCUUCUGGGCGUCACCUGUCCCUGCUUACAGAGUGACAAAAGCGGCCCUGAAUAUGUUGACAGUACAAUAUGCUCAGGAGUACGAAUCGGAAGGAUUUACAGUGGUAGCUGUUAGUCCUGGUUGGCUUCGCACUGAACUCGGUGGCGACCGGGCAGAUCUUCCCGUUGAAGUUGGGGCCGAAAAGACAGUGGAAAUAAUUCAAAACUUAAGACCGUCCGAGAAUGGGAAGUUUUUGAAUAUUCAUGUUCCAGGAUGGGAGAAUGCACAGGGCAAUAACCAGUACUCGGGUGGAGAGACUGGAUGGUGA